This is a messenger RNA of Carcharodon carcharias (great white shark), 2108 nucleotides long. It is a transcript of the gene ddost, whose product is annotated as dolichyl-diphosphooligosaccharide--protein glycosyltransferase subunit (non-catalytic). Gene Ontology annotation, cellular component: endoplasmic reticulum membrane; oligosaccharyltransferase complex. Lineage: Eukaryota; Metazoa; Chordata; Chondrichthyes; Lamniformes; Lamnidae. The record is from RefSeq and is a predicted model, not a curated record. Bases 43 to 1380 code for a protein of 445 amino acids. The transcript has 11 exons.
CGGUGGGGUGUUUCCGGUUCCGGUCUCUGUGUCCGGCUGGAAAUGGCGGUGGGUCGGAGCCAGAGUGGAAUGGGGGUGCAUCGGGUUUUGGGGACUUGGGUUCUUCUGCUCUUCUCCCUCUUCCCUGUGGCUGAGGGGGCCGGGCGGACGCUGGUGCUUCUGGAGAACAUCAACAUGAAGGAGACGCACUCCAUGUUCUUCAAGAGCCUAACAGAUCUUGGAUUUAACUUGACAUUCAAGAUUUCGGAUGAUCCUGGUUUGUCUUUGAUUAAGUACGGAGAAUUUCUGUAUGAUCAUCUCAUCAUUUUUUCCCCAUCGGUGGAAGAUUUUGGAGGCAACAUCAAUGUUGACACUAUUGCCACGUUCAUCGAUGGAGGUGGAAAUGUAUUGGUUGCUGCAAGCUCAGACAUUGGGGACCCUUUACGAGAGCUGGGCAGUGAAUGCGGAAUCGAAUUUGAUGAGGAGAAAACUUCUGUUAUUGACCAUCAUAACUAUGAUGUUUCUGAUCCUGGCCAGCACACACUGAUCAUCGCUGAUAACGAACAACUGCUGAAGGCUCCCACUGUUGUGGGGAAACAACCAAAGAAUCCCCUUUUAUUUCAGGGAGUUGGUAUGGUGGCAGAUCCUGAUAACCCCCUCGUACUGGAUAUUCUGACUGGAUCCUCCAGCUCUUACUCCUUCUUCCCAGAUAAGCCUAUCACACAGUAUCCUCAUGGUGUGGGAAAGAACACCUUGCUGAUUGCUGGACUCCAGGCCCGGAACAAUGCUCGUGUAGUCUUCAGUGGCUCUAUUGAUUUCUUCAGUGAUGCCUUCUUCAACUCUCCUGUACAGAAAGCUACUCCAGGAGCUGAGAGAUUCUCAAAAACUGGGAACUAUGAGUUGGCAGUGGCACUAUCCCGCUGGGUAUUCAAAGAGGAAGGAGUUCUCCGUGUUGGAAAGGUGUCUCAUCACCCUGUUGGAGAAAUCAAACCGCCAAAUGCCUAUACCAUAACUGACCUGGUGGAGUACAGCAUUGUUAUUGAGAAGCUUUCCAAUGGGAAAUGGGUCCCAUUCGAUGGAGAUGACAUUCAGCUGGAGUUUGUUCGAAUCGAUCCAUUUGUUAGAACUUACUUGAAGAGAAAUGAUGGUAAAUACAGCGUGCAGUUCAAACUGCCUGACGUUUAUGGUGUGUUCCAGUUUAAAGUAGAUUACAACAGGCUUGGAUACACACACCUAUACUCUUCCACCCAGGUGUCUGUUCGACCCCUUCAGCACACUCAGUACGAACGCUUCAUCCCCUCUGCCUACCCAUACUACGCCAGUACCUUCUCCAUGAUGGUUGGACUCUUCUUGUUCUCGGUGGUCUUCUUGCACAUGAAAGAGAAAGAGAAGGCAGAGUGAACUGGGAUUGCAGUGUGCUACGUUCUUGGCAUCGGCAAUGCUGAGAGUUUAAGUUGGUUUAAAUUGGUGAUAGAUGGGUGCAAGUCCUAGCCUUUUGUAUUGGUCAUGGAAAUUUCUUGGACCCCAGACUAUGUAGGAUGCAACAAAACUUCAAAUCCCAAUUAUUUUUGAUCUCUCCGUUGAUCAGAGGUUAGCCAUGAACUGCAGGUUACUGAAAGUGGGUGUAUAAAUUCUCCUGGUGCUAAUUGUUGAAUCCAUGUAUUCUUAUUUUGCUGUGGGAGAUGAUAUACUUUUGUGAAAAGAAUUUAUAAAAGUUGGCUGAAAACCAGGUGUUCAUCUUUCACUCUGAGGAUAAAGUUCAUUGUUUCCAUGGCUGGGACAGAUGAUUGGAAAUUAUUAGACUUCUUGAUGGUUCUUCACUAGGUAAAGUGACAGCUGCAUAAACACAAGAACAAGAAAAACUGGAAGUUUUUGCAUUCGUCUAUCACCAGUUCAAAUCAAGAUUAUGUAAGAGUUAACCACUUGGACUCUCUUCAAAGGGAUCUAACCCUUUGGCCAAUAAGAGUUUAAAAUGAACUGGGAGAAAUUUAUUUUCAUUGAUCUAUUGACACUUGUUUAAUUUAUAAUGUCUCCCUCCAGUUUUCCCGAUCUCGGCACCCACAAUGAUGUAACUUCUGCUCAAAAUUAAUUUUCCAGACCAUCGGAAAUAAAGUUUAACAUUCCAUGUA